GUUGAUCCUUGUACAAUAUAUUAUGAGGACGUAACUGUUUUAACAUAAUCGUACAAAGUACAAUAAACUUCGUUCUUGAACAUAAGAAGUAAAGUAACGAGAAUGAAUAUUUUCGUGAAAUCUCUUACGUCAAUAGUUAAACCUGAAUACUUUGUAAAAAGUAUUUCGACAAGUUGUGCGAGAUAUAAAGAUGAAGUAGAAGACAUAGUUCAUCCGCUAGGUCAUGAACCAAAUAUACCGCCGUACGUUGAACGUAAUGCAGAGAAUAUAGACGUUAAGAAAGCUAGGCUAAUAUAUCAAUCGCGUAAACGUGGUAUGUUGGAAAAUGGUCUUCUUUUAAGUACGUUUGCCAAGAAAUAUUUAUCUAAAUUUAACGACGAACAAUUACAAUUAUAUGAUCGUCUCAUAAAUUUACCAUCAAACGAUUGGGAUAUAUUUUACUGGGCUACAGGUGCAAAGCCUACUCCGCCUGAAUUUGACAACGAAAUUAUGGAUUUAUUAAAAAAACAUAUAAAAAAUGAAGACCGUCAGUCAAGAAUAAUGCAACCAGCAUUAUAAAUAGUAUACUAUUUAGUAGAAAAAUUGUUGAUGUUUUAAUUUUAAAUUUACAUUUUAAUUCGUAGCUUUAUUAAAAAAAUUACAUUAGUGUAAUAAAGUAUUAUUUAUUCGUUUAAAUAGCGAAUACUUCUUUUGAGAAUAUGUAUACAUAUAUUUAAAAUUUAUCAUAAAUACGACCCAAAUCUAUAUACAAGUAUAUUGAUUGAUAAAAAAUGUGAAAAUUAUUUUCUAAUAUUUUUGUGCGCAUUUAAAUCCACACAUAAUUUUUUAAACCCAUUUUUAAAAAUAAAUCAUUUUAUUACAAAACUCCGUAUUUAUACAUGUUCUUCGAAUACUUGUUACAAAAAUGAUACAUGAUACUGUUGUAUUAUUUUGACUUUUAAAAUCCUGGUUUAUAUUCCGAUUUACAUAGAACAGUCACAAUCUUGCCAACACGCCUGUAAACACAAAUAUAUAAUACAAAUG
This is a messenger RNA of Colletes gigas, 1023 nucleotides long. RefSeq names its product succinate dehydrogenase assembly factor 2, mitochondrial-like. Gene Ontology annotation, biological process: protein-FAD linkage; mitochondrial electron transport, succinate to ubiquinone; mitochondrial respiratory chain complex II assembly. Gene Ontology annotation, cellular component: mitochondrion. Lineage: Eukaryota; Metazoa; Arthropoda; Insecta; Hymenoptera; Colletidae. The transcript is spliced from 3 exons. The record is from RefSeq and is a predicted model, not a curated record. The coding region runs from base 103 to 558 and encodes 151 amino acids.